This is a messenger RNA of Aspergillus aculeatinus CBS 121060, 789 nucleotides long. RefSeq lists its product as uncharacterized. The record is from RefSeq and is a predicted model, not a curated record. The transcript has a single exon. Lineage: Eukaryota; Fungi; Ascomycota; Eurotiomycetes; Eurotiales; Aspergillaceae. The coding region runs from base 1 to 789 and encodes 262 amino acids.
AUGUCUCUUUCUGGUACCUGGGCACUUGCUCCCGAAUUCUCAUGCGAAGACACGAGCGACAUUGCCCUCGGCAAUGUCAUUGCAGAUCCUUGCGCGCCGGGCGCCCCCCUCCAGCGGGUCAAGCCCGAAGACCUGACCAACUUUCCCACUGUGGAAUCCGAAGAUGCUGAAGGUGCCUAUCGGAUCGAGUCCGCUGACGGAUCGCCGCUGUCCUUGGGUAUCGGAGCCACAAUUGUCCAUGCCAUGACGUUCGCAGUGCGGCACCAAAGACCUGCCAGCGCCUUCGCGAGCCAUCGCGCGGUGGGCGUCCGGACGCGGAAGCUCGCUCCCAAUUUUCCCUGGAAUGAACUUCACCCGUUUCUCGAACGAAAGUCAAUCCUUGCCUACCUAAUCUCUGGCAGGCCGCUGUACGUUGUGUCCGGUAUCAUGAUCGCGACGAAAUUCCUUCGGCACACCGUUCGGGAUCCGCCCCGGACGGAUCUUGGAAUCGGAUUUGGCGACAUUUCCUCCUCCGUGCAUCUCACGGGCAGUAGGGGAACCUCUAGCCCCGAGAUCGGGAACGUCAACGCCGGCCUCAACAAUAUUCUCUUUGCGUAUCGACUGCACAAGGUUACUCUUGGCUCCGGGCCCCAGGAACCGCAGAUCCAAGCGCAACUCCAUUGUCCACCAGCAGCGUUCGUGUCUGUUCAUCACGACAGGACCGACAAUGGUGAGGGGGGGAGGAAAAGGAAGGAGAGACUGGAAGCCCUGAUGGAGGUGAUGGAGGUGGUGCCAUUUGUUUCGAGAUGA